AUGGCGUCCGCCGUCUUAGCUAGUGGUAAUGACUCGAGCUGGGGCCAAUCUACGGUCUCUGGAUUCAUGGGAAAGCUCCCUUACUCCAAUCCUCAUCUAAAAAAUCCUAACCCUAAACCUAUAUCUAACCCCAAGAAGAAGCAGAAAUUCAACACAGCUAACGGCCGGCAUGUCGAGGAAUUGCCGGCGGUUACUCAGACGGCUUCGGAUGACGCGUAUUCGUUCAAUCAAAGAUCGGUUGAUGAAAUUAGCCGGAAUGGUUUCAAUCACGGCGGAUAUCUUAGCUUCAACAUCGCUUCGUGUACGAAAAGCGAGUUGAAUGAGCUAAAGAAGCGUUUGAUGACAGAGUUGGAACAGAUCCGGAACUUGAAUAAUCAAAUCGAGUCCGGACAACUCCAGCCCAGAUCUCAUGGUAAAAUCAAGAAAUUAAGUGGAAGCAAACGGCCGCUUCCGUUUGGUUCGAAUAAAAAUUCAAAGCGAUUUUGUCAAACAUCGGAAAUGGAGAACGGUCAUGUGAACGGGACUGAGGGUUUGAUGAAGAUGUGUAGGCAGGUGUUGACCAAAUUGAUGAAGCACAAGAAUAGUUGGGUAUUCAAUAAACCCGUGGAUGCUGAGGACUUGGGGCUUCAUGAUUACCAUCGGAUAAUUAAGCAGCCGAUGGAUCUAGGCACGGUGAAAGGGAAUUUGGUGAAGGGUUUGUAUGCUUCGCCGGCCGAUUUUGCGGCUGAUGUCAGAUUGACAUUCAAUAAUGCCAUGUUGUAUAAUCCUAAGACGGACGAAGUGCACGGCAUGGCCGAUCAGCUUCUUGCUUUGUUUGAGGAUAUGUUUAGAUCGAUUCAGGAUAAGUUUGGUGGAGGUCGAAAAGAAGAAGAUCGUGGCUUUGUUGGUGAUGAAUUGCAAGGUAGUUCUUGGAGUCACAUCCCAACGCCAGAAAGAGCAAACAAAUCGAAAACAAGCCCGAAACCACCAAUUUCGAAGAAAAAAGAGCGAUUUCAAAGUGGGUCUAGUGCCUCUAAUCAUUCAAACGCGCCACCAUUGAAUCCACCUCCGGUGCAAGUACCGGUGCUCACUUCAUCGCCUGUGCGAGAGCCCCCUGUUAAGCCGGCGGGGAUGAGAGGGGUAUUGUCGAAGCAGCCCAAGCCGAGAGCGAAGGAUCCGAAUAAAAGAGAGAUGAGUAUGGAGGAGAAGCAAAGGCUAGGAUUGGGGUUGCAGAAUUUGCCUCAAGAAAAGAUGCCACAGUUGGUGCAGAUUAUAAAGAAGAGGAAUGAGCAUUUGGCACAAGACGGAGAUGAAAUUGAGCUCGACAUUGAAGCUCUUGACACGGAGACUCUUUGGGAGCUUGAACGGUUUGUGACGAAUUGGAAGAAGUUGGUGAGCAAGAAUAAGAGACAGGCACUCAUGACAAAUAAUUUAGCUGGAGCCACAAUCCCAACUGCAGCUGAAUCGGAUAGGGGUCCAAUGAGUGAGAGAACUGAUAUGGCCAAGAAGCCCAAGAAAGGAGAAGCUGGGGAUGAGGAUGUGGACAUAGACGACGAUAUGCCCGCAACCAGCUUCCCACCAGUGGAGAUUGAGAAGGAUGAAGGUGUUUAUGAACAAAAUCAUGAUCAUGGUCGUGCCACUAGUAGUUCUAGCAGUUCCAGUAGCUCAGGCAGUGACUCAUCCUCUUCCAGUGAUUCAGAUUCAAGGAGUUCUUCUGGGAGCGACUCAGACGCUGAUGAUGCACAAUCAUGAAGUUGAAUUAAAGGAGUCUGCAAACUUGUGAACUGGAAGAUGAAACAAAAAAGUUUGAACUCUUACUCGUGUUAGGAGGGCAUUAAUGUAGGAAACUUACUGAUGAGGUAAUAGUCGAUUUCAACUAUGCUUGCCAAAUUUUGAUGAUGGGCUUCUUAAUGGGAAUGAGCUGAAAUUCUGAACUCUCUUUUGCAGAGUUUUUUGGAAAAGUUGUGGGACUUGUAGCUUAGGAUUGGGAAAAGGAAAGUGAAAGAUGGGGGAGCUGGUGGCUGGGUGAAGCAAAAGCUUAUAUAGGUACAGUACAUUGUAUGUAUGUGUGGGGGACCAAGUAUUCAGUUUGGGGAUGAAGUUGGUUAGAAGAAGGAAAUAUGUAGUUCAGAAGAGAUUGGAUCAAGGUUUAGUCAUGGUCCCCAGUUAGAAAAUGGGGAAAAGUUGAUAGUUGAGUGGAUACUGCUGUACAGAAUUACCACAUUAGUAAUGCAUGAGUUUCUUCAUGGAACAAACCUUUCCAGUGCAAUUCUGUUUGUCUUUCAUCAAGUGUGUUUUAACAUAACGGUAACAUAAGUGUAAAGAACUUUAGCACUCUCUUCUCAGUAUGCAAUAGGAUGGAAUUUGGAAGGCUCAUCUACCUGUUUGUUUCCUUUGCAUAGAUUUGGAUGGUUGAAGAGCUCUAACAAUGUAGUGUGGCUCGUG
Messenger RNA from Ilex paraguariensis (yerba mate), 2424 nucleotides. Lineage: Eukaryota; Viridiplantae; Streptophyta; Magnoliopsida; Aquifoliales; Aquifoliaceae. The record is from the annotation of a GenBank genome assembly.